Opisthorchis viverrini is the source of this 768-nucleotide messenger RNA. RefSeq lists its product as hypothetical. The record is from RefSeq and is a predicted model, not a curated record. Bases 1 to 768 code for a protein of 255 amino acids. NCBI's taxonomy places the organism in Eukaryota, Metazoa, Platyhelminthes, Trematoda, Opisthorchiida, Opisthorchiidae. The transcript has 6 exons.
AUGUCAAUCGCGAUCCAAGAAUAUUGUUUUUGGAGCGCAGUACAUGACGAAAACAGCUCAGAGGUCGUUGCCUGUCAGCGGACCACAAGGCAUUCUGCUGAGCAGGCACAGUGGUCCCAAUUGCUAAAAUUUCGAUCACCGGAAAGUGGGAGGGUUGACAUACAGCCAAGUCUUGGAGGCGAUGGCAUGUUUGGGAGGCGACAGUUGUCGACGCGACUAAGUUUACUGUCAUACAUUGUCCAUCUCUCGGUCACUUCCACUCAGUUCAGAGCUGGGCUGAAGCAGCUUUGCGAAGCAGAUGGGCUUCUGGUGUGCUGCCUACAUGUCCGAACCAGCGUAACCUAUGAGGCCUGUAAGGAGGCGAGAUGGCUCAAGGGGCUAGAGCACGAAUUUACUGACCGGAAGGUCUGUGGUUCGAACCCGACCUCUGCCUCCCAACUUCCCCUGUCAAGGCUUGGGCAACCUGGCAGUAUCCCAGCCCUCGUGCAACCUUCGGGUGGCAUGGCAGUUAGGCACCGAAAGGGUGCGACAGCUGAACGAUUCAGCUGUGUUCCAGGUGGGUUUCCCCUAAUAAGCAAAUUUGUAUGCAGCCACUGCGGAUUCAAAGAAUACGGUAUCCGAACAGAGUCAUUUAUCGACAAAUACACUCAUUUGCAAAUCACUUUGGGGUUUACCGCAGACUCAAGUGAAUCCCUCGUUUAUGAUGUUCUUCAACUGAAUGUGCUGCAGACAGGCCGCCACAGUUUCGUACAGCUUGGGUCCAAGUAG